GACCGCGGCGGCGAGCGGGGAAACGAAACCGCCCGGGGCCCGGGGCACGGAGCGGCCGUCGGCCCCGCCUGCCCCGCCGGCACCGCCUCCUCCGGGCCGUCAGCUCCGCGUCCCGCCGUUUCCCCGCCGCACGGCCCGCUGCGCCUUGCCGCCGGCUUGCUUGGCCUGCGGGAGCGGGGCCCCCGCGCCGUCCCCCGGGGGGCUGCGGGGCAGCGGCUGGACGGGGAGCGGCCCGCGGGGUCACACCGGGGAAGGCGAGGCCGGGGGCUCCGGGCAGCCCCCGCGGCUGCGGGGCUGUGCUCUGCUCGGGGGGGGGGGCUGUCCCUCCCGCCGCCCCGGGUGCGCGCCCCCCGCCGGGACCCUUAGCGCGCCGUCGGGUUUGCGUUGUUGAGAGCGCGCAGGAGAGCAGCAAAAAUGAAGAGACGGACAGAACCUGAAUUUAGCAGCCCUCAAAAGAAGCAGAAGAAGAGGAUAGAAGACUUGGGAUUAACCCUCAGUUCUACUUCAGAUGAUGAACCUCAAUUUAGUAAUCAUACGACUCAAGAGUCUUCCAGUAGCAGCAGUGGGUCUGAGAGUGAGAGUGAUGAAAAAAGACCAGUCUUCAACAGUGAGUUCAAACAAGACUCUCUCGUGGAGGGUACUUCGUCUCGCUACUCGAUGUAUAACAGUGUCUCCCAAAAGCUCAUGGCCAAAAUGGGCUUCCGGGAAGGAGAAGGUCUGGGAAAAUAUGGCCAAGGAAGGAAAGAUAUUGUGGAGGCCUCCAAUCAGAAGGGAAGGAGAGGCUUUGGGCUGACCCUCAAAGGAUUUGAUGGGGAGCUCAAUAUUGAUUGGCAGGAUGAGCCAGAGCCCAGUGCCUAUGAGGAGGUAGACUGGUGCCUUGAGUGUACCACGGAAAUCCCUGACGCCCAGGAGCUGAAGGAGUGGAUGACUGUGGGCAAGAGGAAGAUGGUGAUUGAAGAUGAGACUGAGUUCUGCAGUGAAGAGCUUUUGCGUAAUGUCCUGCAGUGCAAGAGUGUAUUUGAUGAGCUGGAUGGAGAAGAAAUGCGUCGUGCCCGAACCAGGUCUAACCCCUAUGAGAUGAUCCGUGGAGUUUUCUUCCUAAACAGGGCUGCAAUGAAGAUGGCAAAUAUGGACCAUGUCUUUGACUACAUGUUUACAAACCCUAAGGACUUUCAGGGGAGGCCCUUGAUAAAGGAGCGGGAUGCUGAGCUGCUCUACUUUGCUGAUGUGUGUGCUGGUCCUGGAGGCUUCUCCGAGUAUGUCUUGUGGAGGCGGAAGUGGCAUGCGAAAGGGUUUGGCAUGACCUUGAAAGGACCAAAUGAUUUUAAACUAGAGGACUUCUAUGCAGCUUCCAGUGAGCUCUUUGAACCUUAUUAUGGAGAAGGAGGGAUUGAUGGAGAUGGAGACAUUACCCGCCCAGAGAACAUUACUGCUUUCCGGAAUUUUGUUUUGGACAAUACUGAUCACAAGGGAGUGCAUUUCUUAAUGGCUGAUGGGGGUUUCUCAGUGGAGGGUCAGGAGAAUCUGCAAGAAAUCCUAAGCAAACAGCUCAUGCUUUGCCAGUUCCUUACAGCACUGUCCAUUGUCCGGACAGGAGGACAUUUUGUCUGCAAAACCUUUGACCUGUUCACUCCAUUUAGUGUGGGACUUGUUUAUCUGCUGUAUUGCUGCUUUGAACGAGUGUGCAUCUUUAAACCUGUGACAAGCCGCCCUGCUAACUCAGAGAGGUAUGUGGUAUGCAAAGGAUUAAAGCUAGGGAUUGAUGACGUGCGGGACUAUCUCUUCAUGGUGAACAUCAGACUCAACCAACUGCGCAACUCUGAUGUGGAUGUGAAUCUUGUUGUCCCAUUGAAUGUGAUCAAAGGCGACCAGGAUUUCUACGAUUACAUUGUCCAGUCCAAUGAAAACCACUGCAAAGUUCAGAUAAAGGCACUAGCCAAAAUCCGUGCCUUUGUUCAAGACACGACACUAGUUGAACCACGGCAGGCUGAAAUCCGAAAGGAGUGUCUCCAGCUGUGGGGGAUUCCUGAUCAGGCUCGUGUUGCUCCUUCAUCUUCAGAUCCCAAGUCCAAGUUCUUUGAGCUGAUCCAGGGCACUGACAUUGAUACCUUCAGUUACAAACCUACUCCUCUGAAUUCCAGCACUCUGGAGAAAAUCCGCCAAGUGUUAGAUUACCGGUGUAUGGUGUCUGGAAGUGAGCAGAAAUUCCUCCUGGGGCUAGGGAAAUCACAGAUCUACACCUGGGAUGGUCGCCAGUCAGAUCGCUGGACAAAGCUGGAUUUGAAAACAGAGCUGCCACGAGAUACCCUUCUAUCUGUGGAGAUUGUUCAUGAGCUGAAAGGAGAGGGGAAAGCCCAGCGAAAAAUCAGUGCCAUCCAUAUCCUUGAUGUCUUGGUGUUGAACGGCAAUGACGUUCGAAACCAGCAUUUCAACCAGAGGAUUCAGCUGGCGGAGAAGUUUGUCAAAGCUGUUUCUAAACCUAGCCGGCCAGACAUGAACCCCAUCCGAGUGAAGGAAGUGUACAGACUGGAGGAAAUGGAGAAGAUUUUUGUGAGGUUAGAGAUGAAAAUUAUCAAGAGCUCAGGGGGAAUGCCCCGGCUAUCCUACACUGGCCGAGAUGACCGGCACUUUGUGCCCACAGGACUCUACAUCGUACGGACUGUGAAUGAUCCCUGGACAAUGGCCUACAGCAAAAACUCUAAGAGAAAGUUCUUCUUCAACAAAAUGACCAAGAAAGCAACAUACGACCUCCCUUCGGAGUCCAUUGCACCCUUUCACAUCUGUCAUUACAGCCGCCUCUUCUGGGAGUGGGGGGAAGGUGUCAAAGUGCAUGACUCUCAGAAGAGGAAAGAUCCAGAGAAGCUGUCAAAGGAAGAUGUCUUGUCUUUCAUCCAAGCACAUUACCCCUAACUCUGCUCUCUUAAGGGGAGCAGGGGGGCUGAGCCCAGCUUGGAUUCUUCAGGGACUGUUGAGACUGGGAAGGUUGUGCAACUUCUAUCCUGGUCUUCUCCAGAGCUGGUUUCCUGGAGGUGAUCUAACCAGGGGGUGGUAUGCAGAAGGCACAGGACAAGGCUCUACGCUGGCAGUGUAUAUUAAGAGUAUGGCCCAGGUAGUGCCUUCUGCCAGGAGUCACCACGGGUACUCCCGGGCCAAGGCCUAAUGCCCUUCUGUCCUGACCUCCUGCAUGCAUGAGGCCAUGGGGCUGGCAGCUUUCUUUGCUCCUCUUCAAACAUUCAGCGAGGUUUGUGGAGCUCUGUGUGUGCCAGAACUCUCCAGGCUUGUGCUUCCCUGGCAGUGUGGGAAGGAGCAGAGAUGUCUUGGUGGCAGAGCUCGGCAGCAGCACAUUGAAGUGGCCCUGUGUUGUUCCUGGCAGCUCUCUCUCUGCCUUGUCCAAGGCCUGUGCUACCCACUGGAGGGUGUUAACUCCUUGGGGAAUACUAGCUCUGGGAUGCAAGUAUGUAUCGUUGGGGUCUUGAACACUUCUGCUUAUCAAGGCACUUAGGAAUUGCCAGUCGCCAGCUGUGUGAUGGUAUCAUGUUGGACAAAGGCCAGCACAGGGGCAGUAGAGUUCCUGGCACAGAUUUGUGAUGUUCUCAGUGCCAGGGCUUUCUCAGACCUCUAGAAGCUGCUGUAACAAGGAUUUUCUUUUUCCAGGUCAGUGACCGAUCCUGAGCUCGCAGCCUGGGGUUUAAUUUGAACGUGUUUGUUCCUCAUGGUACUUCUGAGACCAAGGUGCUUUGAUUCUUGGUAGCUGACAUUAUUCCCCAAAUCUUCAGAGGGGAAAGCAGAUAUGAGAGGGAAGACACAGGAGGGUUGGGAUGCUGGAGUUCUUUGGAGGAAAUGUCUGAUUUAGUAAAAAAAAAUCAAUCAAACCCAAAAACCCAGGGCUUUGGUGAAAAGAGAUCUUGAAUUUGACCAUGUUGGUUAACCAGAAGAAAUCCUGUCCCCUGACUCUGCCUGCUGGAAAGGUUACCAGACUUUCCUUUUUAAAUGUCAGAGUAGACUUUGAAACCCUCCACGCCUCGUUUGGCCCUGGAGCUGCAUCUGAUGUGAAGGCAGAGAGCUGUGAAUCUCUCAGCACGGUAUUUGUGUGUUCACAAGACUUCUCUGUUCACUGCUAUGCUGUGCUGUUGUUUUAUCUUCACUUCUGGCUUCCAUGGCACUUUUGCCAGGUCUUCCACAUAAAUCAGAAGAUAACACACAGCUGACAGUUGACUGCUUUAGGCCAAGCAGCAAAAUUGCCCCUAUUUUUUUUUUUUUUCUUGGCUUGUUUUUAGACACAGAUUGGCAGUAGGAAGGAAACUGAUUUAGGAGUUGUUUGAACUGUGCCUUAAAGAAAGCUAUAGUUUUAGAAUCUAUAGCAGUUUAGAUUUGUUUCUUUCUCUCCACGCCCAUAUGUACAAUUCGAACAAGUUCUAUGUAGCAGGACAUGGACAUUUUCACUUCAGGUAUAUAGGUGCCUGGGUUUCCUGCACCUCACCCAAAGAAGCCAGAACAAGGAUAGGGUGUCCCACCUUCACCCUCUAAGGCCCAGCAUCACGCAUAGAUUUUGUGCUCAUUCUCAGCACACAGUUGAAUGUCAUCAUACAAACAGGCUCUGCUCCCUGAGCUUGGAGAACUUCCAUGUCUCCACAAGUAAAUUGUCUCUAAUAUAACCAUGUAUCAGUUCUCCACAGUAUGGUAUAAAUGAACUUGACAGCUGCAGCUCCUUGCACCAGUGAAAAUUAUAUGCAGCUUGCUCACGGCAGAACCUCACUCCUGGCUAAAGGAGUAGCACUGAGGUUGGCAUGGUCAGUUGCUCAGUGGAAACUGGAGGCAGAGCUUGGGAGUGGAUGGGAGGUUAGCUUACAAAUAGGUAUUGUGAAUAUUCUGCAGGGGAGCUACUCUGUUUCUUCUCAAGCUCUGGCCAAAAGUGAAGUGAGUCAAAGCUGCUUUUUCCACAUUGGUAACCAUUAGUCCCCAGACAGCCAGGUCAAAGCAGUUGAGAGGUGGCAAGCUGUUACUGCAUCCACUCUCUGCCCUCAACCAUCAGUAAAAUGUGUAUUAAAGAAGUGGUGGCCCUUCCCCCCAGAAAAGAACAAGAUGUCUGUCAUUGGCAGUUCUGUUUUGGCAAAGGCACUUCCAUAAGGGAAUGAGGAGGAAUCUCUCCCAGUGGGCAAUAAAGAACCUCCAACUGUGUGGUUUCAGGCCUGUGUGAAGUUGGCUUUUUAAACCCAUCAGUAAUUUGAGUUCUGGCGCUUCUUCGGACUGCCUUGAGGCUGUUCCAAAGCCAGCAAUGCAUGCUGCUCCCUUCGCCAGGCUCCUUUGCGAAGUCUUGUGUCCUUCACUCAGGGCUCUGGUUUUCUACAGGCUGGCCAACAGAGGGCGGACUAGGAAGCACACUAGAGUGAGUGUAGACCUCUGACGGUGCAAAAAAACCCUGGUUAGCCUGCAGGCUAGCUUUUAUGAGCAGAUACUUGCUGUGUACCCAGUAGCCUCCAGCUCAUCCUGAUUUUAAUCUGAUUUUAUUUUUGAUGCACUGAACCUCGAUAUCGAAUCCCCCUUCAAGACAAGCAUGCACCACCAUGCUACUUGCUUCCCUGCUGCAGGGUGAAUACCCAGGGAUUAUGUUGGGAAUGGGGGUAAGGAAGGUCUUGCUGAAGGGAAUGUUUAUGUACAUGAAUUGCACAGUGUAUUGUUAUUAGGCUGUGUAUCAUUUUGUGUUGACUUCUCUGCUUUCAUUGUCUCUAUUACCAAUACAGCCCCUUUAGUUCACAA
Molecule: messenger RNA, 5757 nt
Organism: Apus apus (common swift)
Lineage: Eukaryota; Metazoa; Chordata; Aves; Apodiformes; Apodidae
Gene: CMTR1
Product: cap methyltransferase 1
Exons: 24
Coding region: 415-2910 (831 amino acids)
Biological process (GO): 7-methylguanosine mRNA capping
Cellular component (GO): cytoplasm; nucleus
Molecular function (GO): methyltransferase cap1 activity; protein binding; nucleic acid binding
Source: RefSeq, a predicted model, not a curated record